Molecule: messenger RNA, 4983 nt
Organism: Condylura cristata (star-nosed mole)
Lineage: Eukaryota; Metazoa; Chordata; Mammalia; Eulipotyphla; Talpidae
Gene: MYPN
Product: myopalladin
Exons: 20
Coding region: 488-4456 (1322 amino acids)
Source: RefSeq, a predicted model, not a curated record
AAAAAUAAUGCCAUUUUCUUUGAUAGAUAGAAUGUAGUAUAACAAAGUUAGUAUUAAUCCCAAAUGUAAAUAAACAACUUGGGCCUCUAGAUAUAAAGGAAAUUCUAUAGUUAGAAAAACUUAUUGACACCUACCACCCAGAGGUGCUGUCCUGCUAUGGAAUCCCUUUACUUAGUUUUCUCCUGUCCAAUCAGGUGGAAUGUUUCUCAGGCACAUGGUUUAUAAAGCUCAAAAUAACUUGGGACCUGUGAGCUGACAAAUGCUCUGGCUCCAGUGGUGACAGGUUGUCCAGCUUCUUACAGCCAUCUUCACUGAAACUAAGGUUAACUCCUCACUCUCUAUGGACGGCCACUCUCUAGUUCCAAGGGCGUGAAGAAUUUCCUUUUUCUCCUGAGCUUUCAUCUAAAAAACUCUCCUUGGACAAUUAUCAUCACAGUGGACUGCCGGGGUUGGACAUCCUCAUCUGGGUCAACUAAAAAAAGAAAGCAUGCAAGAAGACAGCCUAGAGGCAUCUACUUCCAUAUCUCAGCUUCUACGAGAGAGCUAUUUAGCUGAAACUAGACAUCCAGGAAGUAAUGAGAGAAGUCGAGCAGAGCCUUCCUCCAACCCUAUUCAUUUUGGCAGUUCUGGAGCUGCUGAAGGAGGAGGAGGCCAAGAUGACCUUCCAGAUCUUUCAGCCUUUCUGAGUCAAGAAGAAUUAGAUGAAAGUGUCAAUCUGGCAAGAUUGGCAAUCAAUCAUGACCCUUUGGAGAAAACAGAUGAAGCUCAAGCUAGAAAGCGUCUUUCUUCUGAUCAAAUGAAACACUCACCUAAGCCAAGUUUUGACCCCAACUUUUGCAAUGAUAACUCUCGAAGUCUUGCCAGUUCCAAAGAGAGUCCCCAGGAGACAAAGAGACCACAGUAUAGUUCUGAAACCCAAUCCAAAAAAGUAUUCUUAAAUAAAGCUGCUGAUUUCAUCGAGGAACUAUCAUCCCUUUUCAAAGCCCAUAGCUCCAAAAGGAUUAGACCUCGUGCCUGUAAAAACCACAAGAGUAAAUUGGAAUCUCAAAACAAAGUUAUGCAGGAAAAUAGCUCCAGUUUCUCCAGUCUAUCAGAAAGAAGAGAAAGAUCUUCUGUUCCCAUCCCUAUCCCUGCAGACACCAGGGAUAAUGAAGUGAAUCAUGCUCUUGAACAGCAGGAAGCAAAGAGACGGGAAGCUGAGCAGGCUGCCAGUGAGGCUGCUGGUGGAGACACCACCCCAGGGUCUUCACCUUCAUCAUUGUAUUAUGAAGAACCCCUGGGGCAACCUCCCAGGUUCACUCAAAAGUUAAGGAGCAGAGAAGUUCCAGAAGGAACCAGAGUACAGUUGGAUUGCAUAGUGGUAGGAAUUCCACCACCUCAAGUAAGGUGGUACUGUGAAGGCAAGGAGCUUGAAAAUUCCCCAGACAUUCACAUCGUUCAGGCAGGAAAUCUACACUCACUGACCAUUGCUGAAGCCUUUGAAGAAGAUACAGGACGCUAUUCCUGCUUUGCUUCUAACAUCUACGGGACAGAUUCAACUUCUGCUGAGAUUUAUAUAGAAGGAGUUUCUUCUUCUGAUUCAGAAGGGGACCCUAACAAGGAAGAGAUGAAUCGAAACCAGAAGACAAAAGAGGUAUCAUCUCCUUCCGCUACCUCUGCAGCCAUUCCUUCAGCAGUUCCCCCAACCCAGCCUGUGAUGGUCCAGCACAGUGUGUCAGCCAUUCAGCAGUGUCAGAGCCCCACCAACUAUUUGCAAGGUUUGGAUGGAAAGCCCAUCAUUGCAGCUCCUGUGUUUACAAAGAUGUUACAAAAUUUAUCAGCCUCUGAGGGUCAGCUGGUUGUCUUUGAAUGCAGAGUGAAAGGGGCCCCAUCUCCUAAAGUUGAAUGGUAUAGAGAAGGGACUUUGAUAGAAGAUUCUCCAGACUUUAGGAUUUUACAGAAAAAACCUCGAUCCAUGGCAGAACCAGAGGAGAUUUGUACUUUGGUCAUUGCUGAGGUAUUUGCAGAAGAUUCUGGGUGCUUCACAUGUACUGCAAGCAACAAAUACGGCACAGUGUCGAGUAUUGCACAGCUUGAUGUAAGAGGAAGUGAGGACCUCAGCAAUAAUGGGUCUCUUCACUCAGCCAAUUCCACCACCAACCUGGCUAUUAUUGAGCAACAACCACCCCCACCCAACUUACUGCCUCCUUCUGUGGAACAUCCCCCUAAACCCAAACUUGAAGGUGUGCUAGUAAACCACAAUGAGCCCCGGUCCAGCUCAAGGAUUGGGCUCCGUGUGCAUUUCAACCUGCCUGAAGAUGACAAAGGAAGUGAAGCAUCCUUCGAGGGUGGAGCAGUGACCGCCAACCAGACCCGACCUGAUUCUUUCCAGGAGCGAUUCAAUGGCCAGGCAGCAAAAAUCCCUGAACCUUCUUCACCCAUUAAAGAACCCCCUCCAGUUCUGGCCAAACCCAAACUUGAUUCCAGUCAGUUACAACAGCUUCACAACCAAGUCUUACUGGAACAGCAGCAGUUGCAAAACCCAUCUCCUUCAUUUCCUAAGGAGAUUCCUUUCAGCAUGAGUGUCUUGAACUCCACGGUUCCCUCGGUGGUGACUGUGUCCAGCAAGCAGGUGAAGUCCUCUCCAUCACAGACUUUCAGCUUGACCCGGCCAAAGCAUGUCUUCCCCUCCAUGAAUUCCACUCCUACCACUUCGGCAACAGCGUCCCCUUCCAGCUCACCCCCAGCGGUCACACUGAGCAGCACUCCUCAAGCCAUUCAGAGGACAGUGAGCAAAGAAAAUCUCUUCAUUUCUCAUCCUUCAGUGCCAACCAAACCCCCAGGAGUUUCUGUCCAAAAUGAGCCACCCCCUCCAAGUCCGUUAGAGCCCACACAACUGCCGCUCACAUUCUCCAUCUCCAGCGGAAACCACUUUCAGCCUCACUGUGUGUCCCCAACUCCUGUCUCUCCCACCAGCCGCAUUCAGAACCCAGUGGCUUUCCUCAGCUCUGUUCUGCCUUCUCUGCCUGCCAUCCCGCCCACCAAUGCCAUGGGGCUGCCUAGAAGUGCACCGUCUGUGCCAUCCCAGGGGUUAAUGAAGAAAAAUACAAAAUCUCCCCAGCCUGUGAAUGAUGACUAUAUUCGUGAAACCAAGAAUGCUGUGAUUCUAGAGUUGGGGAAAAAAGUGAAUUUCAAUGAUGUCAGAUCAAACCAACAGGAGUACAAAAUUUCAAACUUUGAGCAGAGGUUGAUGAAUGAAAUAGAAUUUCGCUUGGAACGGACCCCUGUGGAUGAAUCUGAUGAUGAAAUCCAACAUGAUGAGAUCCCUACGGGCAAGUGUAUUACUCCCAUAUUUGACAAAAGACUCAAGCACUUCCGGGUCACAGAAGGCUCUCCAGUCACAUUCACCUGCAAAAUUGUUGGGAUACCUGUUCCAAAGGUUUACUGGUUUAAAGAUGGGAAGCAGAUUUCCAAGAGAAAUGGGCACUGCAAAAUGAGCCGAGAAGGAGACGGGACCUGCUUGUUGCACAUCGAAUCCACCACCAGUGAUGAUGAUGGCAACUAUACCAUCAUGGCUGCCAACCCCCAGGGGAGAAUCAGCUGUUCUGGCCACUUGAUGGUACAAAGCUUGCCCAUUCGAAGUAGAGUAACAUCUGAUAGUCAGUCUCACAGGGGAAGGUCCCGAGUACAAGAAAGAGACAAAGAGCCCAUUCAGGAACGCUUUUUCCGACCACAUUUUCUACAGGCUCCCGGGGAUAUGGUAGCUCACGAGGGGCGCCUCUGUCGACUGGACUGUAAGGUGAGUGGCUUACCACCCCCGGAGCUGACCUGGCUGCUCAAUGGCCAACCUGUGCUACCAGACGCCUCCCACAAGAUGCUCAUCAGGGAGACUGGAGUCCACUCUCUGCUCAUUGACCCACUCACUCAACGCGAUGCUGGGACCUACACAUGUGUAGCCACCAACAAAACUGGGCAGAAUUCCUUUAGUCUGGAGCUCACUGUAGUAGCCAAAGAAGUGAAGAAAGCACCAGUGAUCCUGGAAAAACUGCAGAACUGUGGUGUUCCUGAAGGUCACCCCGUGAGGCUGGAGUGUCGAGUGAUAGGCAUGCCUCCACCUGUGUUCUUCUGGAAGAAAGACAAUGAGACCAUCUCUUUUACCAGAGGGAGGAUCAGUAUGCAUCAGGAUGCGACAGGUUACGUCUGCCUCCUCAUUCAGCCCGCCAAGAAGUCAGAUGCUGGAUGGUACACACUGUCAGCCAAGAACGAAGUUGGCAUCGUGUCGUGCACUGCAAGGCUGGAUAUAUACGCUCAGUGGCACCAGCAGAUCCCACCACCUGUGUCCAUCCGGCCCACUGGCAGUCGCUACGGAUCUCUCACCACGAAAGGACUUGACAUUUUCUCCGCGUUUUCCUCCAUAGAGAGCACAAUGGUGUUUUCAUGCUCUUCUCGGAGUGUAGUAGAGAGUGAUGAACUUUAAGAAUAUCUGGGUGUCUGCUGUGUAAGGGGACAGAUUGUGAAGGGGGAAGGAGAACACGCCCAUCAUGGUGGUUUCCAAGCAACUGGAUUUGAGUAAGUUCCCACACUGCUGGACAGUAGCAAAGAGUACUUUAAGUAAGUCAGUCGGGGACUCUUCCCGGCUCAACUGGGGGAGAAAUGUAAGGUUGUACCUUUUUAAAGAUUCCAGCAAAAAUAUGAGAAGACAAAUGAACCAAAGAUGCCAUGCAAUUGCCAUCCACUGCUUUGGGUAAAAUGUUGGCAUGCUCCCCUGCCUCUUGCUGUGUUUGGAACCUUUAGGCUCUGCUAGGAACAAUUAGGAGCCCUAGGCUUGGGCUCAGAGGAGUUAGGCAGUAGUGACCUUUGGUACCACAAACAAACAAUGCAAAGGAAACAGAUGAAGAGGUUUCACUUACCUUUCACUGAUUAUAUCCAUAGUAUUAAUUUUGGUGACUCAUUAAAUCAGCUUCUACUUAGCACUAGGAGAUAAUGCCAUACAACUCACAAAUG